AUGGUCGUCAAGAAUGUUGUUGUGAUUGGUGCGGGGGUUGCCGGACUCACUACGGCGCUCCUAUUAUCCGAACGCAGUGGAUACCGGAUUACGGUGGCUGCCAAGCAUAUGCCGGGUGACUAUGACAUCGAAUACGCUUCCCCAUGGGCCGGGGCCAAUUACAUGCCGGUCUCAAGACGUGGGACAUUGGCAGCCGAGUGGGACAAAAAGACCUGGACGCGGCUGCUGGAUCUAGCGACCAACCAUCCAGAAUCAGGUGUACAUCUACAAGAUUGUGAGAUCUAUAGCCGAGCUAAAGACGAUGGAUCCGCUUCGGCAGAAUGGUUUUCUGAGUUGCUGGCCCCAAACCCUUGGUUCAAAGAUGUUGUGCCUCAUUUCCGGACGCUUUCCACGGAUACCCUAGAUCAUUCGGUGAAUUCCGCUACGGUCUUCACCUCCGUCUGUAUCAAUACAGCUAUAUAUCUUCCCUGGCUCGUGUCCCAGUGCCUUAAAAACGGUGUCGUUUUUAGACGCGCUGAUUUUAAACAUGUGUUGGAAGCUUCCUCUCAAGAGAUCCAGUCAGGCAGCUCGGUUGACUUGAUAGUUAAUUGCACUGGUCUCAUGGCAUCUCGACUCGGUGGUGUGGAAGAUAAGUCAGUGGUUCCUGCUCGUGGCCAAAUAGUAGUUGUCCGUAAUGAUGCGGGCAAGAUGGUUAAUAUAUCUGGAACUGAUGAUGGAGACGAUGAGGUCUGCUAUGUUAUGACGAGGGCUGCCGGCGGUGGUACUAUCCUCGGUGGCUCCUACCAGAAAGGUAAUUGGGAUUCUCAGGUUGAUCCUAACCUUGCUAUUAGGAUCAUGAAGAGGGCAGUCAAGCUGUGCCCAUCUCUGACUGGUGGGAAAGGGAUCGAGCAUCUUGAUAUAAUCCGGCACGGUGUGGGGUUGAGGCCAGUACGUGAGGGAGGAACAAGGGUGGAGAAGGAGCGCAUUGGUGAUACAUGGGUCGUCCAUAAUUACGGCGCCGGCGGGGCUGGCUAUCAGUCCUCGUUUGGGUGUGCAGAACUUGCUGUGGAUCUGAUAGAGGAAGCAUUGGGCGUGGAGGCUAAACUAUAG
This is a messenger RNA of Aspergillus caelatus, 1089 nucleotides long. Its product is annotated as FAD-dependent oxidoreductase. The record is from RefSeq and is a predicted model, not a curated record. Bases 1 to 1089 code for a protein of 362 amino acids. The transcript has 6 exons. Gene Ontology annotation, molecular function: D-amino-acid oxidase activity; FAD binding. NCBI's taxonomy places the organism in Eukaryota, Fungi, Ascomycota, Eurotiomycetes, Eurotiales, Aspergillaceae.